Messenger RNA from Oldenlandia corymbosa var. corymbosa, 1084 nucleotides. The record is from the annotation of a GenBank genome assembly. NCBI's taxonomy places the organism in Eukaryota, Viridiplantae, Streptophyta, Magnoliopsida, Gentianales, Rubiaceae.
CUCGUAAUAUAUUUACAGAACACCGCCUCUCUCUCUAACCGUUUCCUCCCAUUUUUACAUACACUCACACAGCAGCGGCGGCGGCGGAGGGGAAGCAGAUCAGGUAAAACAUGCCGGCCGGACACGGGGUUAGGGCAAGGACCCGCGACUCGUUCUCUAGGGGUUUCAGAAAGCGCGGUACCAUCCCCUUGACUACCUACCUCCGUACCUUCAAAACCGGGCAGUAUGUCGACAUUAAGGUUAACGGCGCCGUCCACAAGGGUAUGCCUCACAAGUACUACCACGGACGCACCGGUCGCAUCUGGAACGUCACCAAGCGCGCCGUCGGCGUUGAAGUCAACAAACAGGUCGGUAACAGGAUAAUCAGGAAGAGGAUUCAUGUUCGUGUGGAACAUGUUAUGCCCUCUAGAUGCAAUGAGGAAAUCAAGCACAGGAUUAAGAGAAAUGAUGAAUUGAAGGCAGCUGCCAAGGCAAGAGGCGAGAUCAUCAGUACCAAGAGGCAGCCAGAAGGCCCAAAGCCUGGUUUCAUGGUGGAAGGUGCAACAUUGGAGACUGUUACCCCCAUUCCAUAUGAUGUCGUUAAUGAUCUCAAGGGAGGUUAUUAGGCUAUUUUGUAGUGUUCUAUUAUUGAGAAACUGUUUUUGAGGACUUGCGAUUUUGUCUUUGUUCGAAGCGGAUACUUAUUGAGGUUAUGAAUAUCUGUUAAUUACUCCCCCGACAUUGAUUUAGUUUGUUCUGUUAGUCUGUUCUUAUAACUGAUAGUUAUUUGUGUCGAAUGAAUGAGAAAGUAAUGGUAUUUUAAUUUUGGUGUAGCACCUGUUGUUGGUGGUUUGGUGGUAUUGAGGGUUCUAUACUUCUAGUCAAGUUGUAUCCAUGUGUCUGCAUUGGUGGUAUUGAGGGUUCUGUACUUCUAGUCAAGUUGUAUCCAUGUGUCUGCAUCUUUGUGAAAUGCAAUACCUUCUUUUUGUCUCUUUAGAGCAUUCUAAUUGACAGAAGUGUGCGUGGUUUUCUUUUUACAUUGCAGUAUUGCUGUGUGUCAUUCUCUGUGAAUAUAGAUAUUAAUUCGGAGAAAUGGAUGGUAUUG